AUGUCGUCCGAGGAGGAACGCCAGCAGGCCCUCGAUGCCUACCGAUCCGAGCUCCUCAAGUCGAGGGAGCUCGAGACGAAGUUGAAGGACUUGCGCCUGGAGAUUAGGGAACUACAGAAGGAGUUUGACCGCACCGAAGACUCCAUCAAGGCGUUGCAAAGUGUAGGCCAGAUUAUCGGUGAAGUCCUCAAACAGCUACCAGAUGAGCGAUUCAUCGUCAAGGCCUCCUCUGGGCCACGGUAUGUGGUCGGCUGCCGAACGAAGCUCGACAAGGAGAAGCUGAAGCAGGGAACACGCGUCGCCCUCGACAUGACAACACUCACCAUCAUGCGCAUGCUCCCUCGCGAAGUCGACCCUCUCGUCUACAACAUGUCCCUUGAGGAUCCCGGCCAGGUAAACUUUGCCGGUAUUGGUGGCCUGAACGAUCAGAUUCGCGAACUCCGCGAACCCCCCAAGGGCGUCCUCCUAUACGGCCCCCCUGGUACCGGAAAGACCCUCCUGGCACGUGCUGUUGCAUCUAGUCUCGAGACAAACUUCCUGAAGAUCGUUUCCUCUGCCAUCGUCGACAAGUACAUCGGAGAGUCAGCCCGUUUGAUUCGAGAAAUGUUCGGCUACGCAAAGGAGCAUGAACCCUGCAUCAUCUUCAUGGACGAGAUUGAUGCCAUUGGUGGUCGAAGAUUCUCUGAGGGUACCAGUGCGGAUCGUGAAAUCCAGCGGACGCUCAUGGAGCUGCUCAACCAACUCGACGGUUUUGAUUACCUUGGCAAGACAAAGAUCAUCAUGGCCACCAACCGACCCGAUACCCUCGACCCCGCUCUUCUCCGUGCCGGCCGUCUCGAUCGUAAGAUUGAGAUUCCUCUGCCUAACGAGGUUGGGCGACUGGAGAUUCUCAAGAUCCACGCUGCCGGUGUCAUCACCGAUGGCGAGAUUGAUUUUGAGAGCGUAGUCAAGAUGAGCGAUGGACUGAACGGUGCUGAUCUGCGCAAUGUUGUUACGGAAGCUGGCCUCUUCGCUAUCAAGGACUACCGUGAUGCCAUCAGCCAAGACGAUUUCAACAAGGCCGUUCGCAAGGUUGCCGAGUCGAAGAAGCUCGAGGGCAAGCUUGAGUACCAGAAGCUCUAG
This is a messenger RNA of Verticillium nonalfalfae, 1122 nucleotides long. RefSeq names its product 26S proteasome subunit rpt4 (gene RPT4). The record is from RefSeq and is a predicted model, not a curated record. Gene Ontology annotation, biological process: positive regulation of RNA polymerase II transcription preinitiation complex assembly. Lineage: Eukaryota; Fungi; Ascomycota; Sordariomycetes; Glomerellales; Plectosphaerellaceae. Bases 1 to 1122 code for a protein of 373 amino acids. The transcript is spliced from 5 exons. Gene Ontology annotation, cellular component: cytosolic proteasome complex; proteasome regulatory particle, base subcomplex. Gene Ontology annotation, molecular function: proteasome-activating activity; ATP hydrolysis activity; ATP binding.